This is a messenger RNA of Heterotrigona itama, 9824 nucleotides long. The record is from the annotation of a GenBank genome assembly. Lineage: Eukaryota; Metazoa; Arthropoda; Insecta; Hymenoptera; Apidae.
UGUGUGUUACAAAAAGCCGGAAAUUGGAGAUUCAACGCUUUCACGCUGGAAACAGUGACGGGAGGUAAGCAAUUAAAAAAAGAAGAGAAAAGAAAAAUAGUUCGACUCGACUGCAGCUCGUUAAAGCUCGAUGUCGUGAAUGUGUGAAAAAUAAUCUGAAAAUAAAUGAAAACUGAUCAAAAGAUUAAAUUAAAAUUCGAAUCAGGCAGUAAAUUAGGUAAGAAUAUUUAUAUUCUAAGAAAAUAUUUUAUUAGAUCUUUCGAAUCAUUAAUAUAUUUUAUGCUUUGUAAAAAUUGGAUGUUUUAAUUGAAUUUUUGGGACGAUAUCACGAAUGAUUUAACAAAUAAUAGAUCGAAAGAUAUAUUUUAUCUGAUAAUGAAAAUUGCAUUCACCAUGUUAAUUAUUUAAAGGACGUUUAUAUUGGCGUUAAGAUAAGAUGUUUGCAGAAUAUCAACGAGCUUAAUAAAACGAAUAAAAAUAUAAAUCAAUUUCAACUAAUUAAAAUUUAAUAUGCAUUACCUAGUAGAAAUGGAAGAAAAUAAUAAAAUACAUAUUGUUUCUGAUUUUCUUUUCUAUGUUCUAAUAUUUCUCGAAUAAUGUAAUAUUUUUUAAGCUUUUACAUUAUAUAUCUUACUUAAAAUAUAACAGCGAGAAAAGUACUUAUUUAAAAACUUCAUUUUGUCAAAGUGCAAUACAAACAGAAAAUAAUGAAUGUAUUGUUUUACACUUCUUAUUUAUGUAACAAUAUAAGAAAAGAAUGAUUUUCUAAAUUUGAAACUAUGUUCAGUAGCAGCCAAAAACUUAAGACAGUUUAGUAGAUGAUGAAUAUUUUGAUAAAUGAUAUUUUAAAUUGUUACAACCUCUUGAAAGAAAAAAAAAGUACACCAAUCUAGCUGAACUGAUUUUAAAAUGUAAAGCCUAGUCUUCUUUGUGCUGUGUUCGUUCCUUUAAAGAUGUUCUCAGAUCAUGUAGUGGAUGGGAAAAUAAGAAUAUUUUUCUUCUCGAAAACUACAAAAAUAUUCAAACGUCUCUACAAUGAUCUUAAAGAUUAAGGUCUCCAAUUUUAUUGAAUUUUUUGAAUUUUUAUCGUUUAACUCCAAUAUUCAAAGUCCAAUAAAAACAAAAAAAGAAAAAUCAUAAAAUGUAGAGAAUCAUUGUAAAGGGACUUUAAAUCAUGAAAAAAAUUUAUCAAUGUUUUCACAUACUAGAAAAAUUUGUAGCAUUUUCGAAAAACAAAGUGUCUUCACUUUCCUAGCUGGUCAUGAUAUAAAAACAUCUGAAAAUAAAAUGAAUGAUGCAUUUUUAAAAUAGAAAUUUUAAGCUUUAAAAUGAGCCUAGGAUUAUUGUUACAUGAUUCUUUUUUAAUGAAUUUUUUUAUUGAUUUAAAUGUCUAGUAUCCAAAUAUUAACGUGAGUAACUGUACAUUUUUUCUUCAGAAAAUUAUAACAGUGUUUAAAAUAUCUAUUAUAACAGUUUAAAAUAUCUUCUAUCAAAAAGGCUGUCAUCUUAAACUUCUGACUGCUACUAUACGCUACUAAAAGCACAACAAACUUAGUAAGUUUUUGUAACGCAGAGAAUGUAUCAUAAAAGCAAGCAACUAAGAAACUGCAAUAAAUAAUUGCGAAUGUGUAUGUAAUUCAACGUAUGCACAAAAUUGAAUUUUUCAACAGAGCUCACGGUAUCUCAAUAUUCAUCGUCGUGUGUGAAAAACAAUACUUAAGAAAAUUGAAAAAGGAAGUAAAACUUCUAGAAAAAAAAUCUUUGCUUUUAGAUAAUAAACGAACCGAUUUGUCAUUCCGAUACCAGAAAUUCGUGCAAACACGCAAAGAGGAAUGGUAUUUAAACGGAAAGCGGAAUUCUUGCUUGAAAGGUAUUUCACCUUUUCAAGUUCCAAAAUUCUCGAGAAUUUCCCACGAAUAUUAACUUGCAAUUUGAUUUAUUUAGCUCAAGUUCAAACAAAGCAUUUAUUUAUUUAUUUAUGAAAAUAUUUAUAUAAUAUAAAUGAGAAGAAAAUUCACAUAUGAGAAUAUUGUAUAAUAUAAAAUUAAUUAUAAAUUUUAUUCAUGGUAGUUUCAUGUAUUUUUUUUUUUUAAAUAUUACCUAUAAUGUACCUACAUAUAUUUAAUCAAAGUAACUUCAAUAGUGAUCAAAUGUGCUUCCUAGUAAUAAACUAAUUCCAUUAUUCCAGAUUUAGAAAAAAGAUAAAUUAUAAAUAAUAGAGAUAAGUUAUAAAAAUUCAAAAAUUUUUUCAAUGAAUCUAUUAUAAUGUUUUCAUUUAUAGUUUCUCUUAUUUAUAAUUUAUUUAUUUAUUUAUUUAUUUAUUUAUUAAAUUCUUUUAUUUAUAAUUUAGGUAUUAUGUUAUAUAUAUAAUAGAAUAUAAUAAUUUAGGUAUUAUAUUAUAUUAUAAUUAUAAAUUCUUUUAUUUAUAAUUUAGGUACUAUAAUUUAGGUAUUAUAAUAUAGGUAUAUUACAAAAUUCUCUAAAUAAAAUGAAGAAUGUUUUUAACUUGCCCAAAUGCUAGAUACUAUUAAUGUCUUAAUGAAUAUUCUGAUUAUUCCUGCUUCUAAUUUAUGCUUCUAAUGAUAUUUUUAUUAAGGUAAAUUUUUUCUAUUUAAAUUGAGGAUAGAAUUUUGUAUGUUAUCAAUUUAUCAAAAUAUACUUUCAAGGAAUAACAUUUCGUAUUUCACCAACCUAACAAAAUAUUUUGACUUUUUGACUAUUUCUUUGAUUUAUUUAGGUACGUUUAUUAUCAAAGACAACGAAAGACGUAUAUUUUAUAUACGAUAUAUUUGAUAUUUAUAUAUCAAUAAUUUCUCUUUUAGAUCCAUUUCAUUUCAUAACUGUUGGUUAUCUAGCUAUUCCUUUACAUUUGCGGAAAAUAUGUCCUUAUUUCCUAAGAAUCAAAAUAAAUAUGAUCGUUCGAAUCAGAAGCGAUGUAUCGUUCUAUGAAAAUCAAAUAAAUUACACGCAGAAUUAAAUAUGAUAUAAAUGUAUAAACAAAUUAAAUAUUAUACAAAAUGAGAAAUAAUAACUAUUAGAACUGUGAGUCAGUCAUAUUGUGUACAAGGUUGUUAUUCUUUCCUCCAUUUCUUCUCAUCAUUUGACAUUUUUCUCAGGGUCUAAAGUAGUUUCAUUUCACUAUUAUUCUAACUCGACGACACAACACCUUGACUUGCGACUUAAAUUCCAUGCUUGUCGAGUAUCACAUUACGUUUGAUUUUUAGGACGUUCGCUACCGGUACUGUGCGUCCAUCUUUUUCAUUGGUAUGGGCUUCUACAACACUUCAACCUGGACGUAGUAACAGUGUGGAAAUUAUUUGGUAAGGAAAUAUAUAAGUAAAAAUGUAAAUGUAAUUAAUGUAAACAAAAACAGUAAUGUUUAAAAAUAUUAAGAUAAAUGCCACUGAAAAUGUUUUUUAAAACGAAUGUUAUGUAAUUUUGAGAAAUUUUUUUUAACGAAAAUGUAUAAUGGUUCUCGAAGAUGGUUCUGAAAGAAUAUUUUGCAAUUUUGCAUACUUAGAAACGAAAUUUUUAUUUGAACAAACACUUUUUUGAUAAUUUGUUUUGUAUCGAUAAAGUUUUGAACAUGAUUCAUUGAUGUUUCAUUUUUUAUUGAAUAACAAUACAGUAUCUGUUAUUACUAUGUAAUAAAUAUAAUAUCUAUUACUAUAUAAUAAAUAUAAUAUCUGUUUUCUAAACAGAAUGUUACAAGCCAUUAUUUUCUUUGAAACUAAACUUGAAAUUUUAGGUACAACUACUUAUAAGAAGUUGUAGAGAUAAGUUGUAGAGGUAGAAUCUAGGAAUGACUUUUCUAUUAUUUUUAAUGAAAUAAUAUAUUAAUUUUCCAUUAUUCCAAUAAUUUGUUGUCAGAUUUAGCUUUUAUUUGAAACAUCUUUUUUUUUAUUCUACAUAAUUACACAAUUUUUAUUCUGCAAAUUUCAAAUAGCUUCAGAGAAAGCGGUUUGUAAAAUGUCUUGUACAUUUCUAAAUUUUUUCAAUGUUACAGUUACAUAUUUCUUCCAUUAUAUAUCUAUAGAUAUUUCUUUCAUAUCAAUAUUAUAAAAAUCAUUAUAAGUCCUAAGAUAUCAAUUUUCAAAUAACAAUACAUUACAUUAUAUCAUAUUACAUUCAAUCAUUUAACACAGUUUUAAGGUCUAAUUGUAAAUCUUUGCUUUAUUUAUUCUUUUAUGUUAUUUUUAUAAUGAUGAUCGACAAAUGAACCUUUCAAAUUAAUUAAUUCUACGUUCUGUAAAUUUUCCAAUUUUACAGAAUACACAGUCAAAUCAAUGUCCAAUUUCAAAUCAAGCAAAUAAUAUAAAUAAAUCAAAAGAGCUAAAAUCAAUACGGCUUUUGGAGAAAUCAAAUUUUCAAGAAAUAUUUAUCGCAUUCACAGAAAUCAUGUAGAUAUUCAAAGGCAUUCAAAUAUUUGUUUAAUUUUGAUGGAAUACAAUUUAAUAUCAAAAUUAUAAAUCGAUGAUAAUUUUGUUUCUCAUUGUUGUUGCAAUUAAAUAAGUUAGCAUCUACAUAUCAUAAAAUGAUUGAACAUUCUUUCUUCAUGGAUUAUUCAGUUUUUAACUUGUGAAUCAGAUGAAAAGAUUUUUUAUACUAAUAAAAAAAAAAUAAUUAAAACAAUAACAUUUAACACUGCUAGACGUAUUUAAUUUUGUAUAUUAUUGAUAUCUCCAUAAAGAAAAAAAAAUUAUACGAAUUCCAUUAGAAUUGCUUUUAAUUAUUAAUUUGUCGUUAUUUUAUGUGACAUUUCAAUGACAUUUCCCUGUUAUCAAAAAUCGAACGACGUAUCUCUGGAUAUUUCCCAACAGUAAUAUACAUGUAAACAACUGAAUAAAAUAAUGACAACGUAGCAUAUAAAUUGAUUUCACAUCCGCAAAAGCUAAUAGCAUAGUAUAAAUUUACUUAGCGCAUUUGUGAAGUCGAACAACCGUUUUCCACAAUUUCUUUCCCUCCAUGUGACUUUUACUGGCGUAUCACGUCUGUUUCUUUGACACUGUGUUUCCACAAAAGGCAGAAUCCUUGUCUGCCCCCGUAUUAAUGAUCGUUGCUCUGUUUCUGCACGAAAUUUUUACGUCAUCACUUGGAAUACAGGUCGGAAGCUAUUCGUCACCAUUAAAUAUUCAAAAGGGGAGAGUGAGUCUCGUGAAGAGAAACGGCCCUCUUUACGCGUCGCGCCACGCCGUACGUAUUCGUAUUUAUAGACCAUGCGCGACGCUUAUUAUUUAUUUAUUCUGUAUGAGAUUUCCAUACAAACAGGAUUUGUAUCUAUAAAAAAGGAAUUGGAAGGAAUUGGUAUACGUGAAUAUUAAAACCUCGGUUAAGUAAAACAAACUCGGCUACGUAAGAAUAGUAUUAUGGUAAAUUCGCUUGCUAGAAGGGAUGAUGGAAAUCGACGGUGUUAUUUGUUUAAUGUUAUUUUAUGAAAUCAAAAAUUCAGAAAAUUUGAAAUAUUUGAUGGAAUAAUUUUCGUGGUUCUGUAUUUCUAUUCGUAUCAACAUUGUUAUGAAAUUGAAAUUGUUAUGUACAUUUUUGUUGCAUACCUGUUUUCUUUGGUUUCUGCAGAAUUUCCAAUCUAAUUGUGUUCAAUUUUUUGUCUCUCACAAUAUUAUACUAAAAAUUUAUUUAUAAAAUAAUUUAAUUACAUUUUCAGUUCUUUCUUAAUAUAAAUUAAUUAAAAAUAAAUAUAUAUAACUUUUAGUUCAGUUAUCUUUCCAAUACUUUAUCUGUUUUUUUUUAUCUUUCACUUUCGAUUCGAUUGCAUUUUCAGUUUUUUAUUGUUUUUAUUAUUUUAUUUUAUUAUAUUAUUUUCCUUUUCAUUAAAAAUUAAUUUCGUGUCAAAAUUUAAAAAUUUCUAAAUGAAAGAUUGCAAUAAAUUAUUUACAAAAUAUUGGUAAUUUUUUUUUAUCAUUUAAGCAACGAUUCGAACAAUAUCUUUCUCUUGUUAUAAAAAUUUCAUUAUUGUCGACUAUUAAUAAAAUUUUGAUGAUUAGUGUAAAUUAUCAUCAAUAUAUGAAAUUUCAUAGAAAUAGAAAUAUAUAUAUAUAUAGGUACUUAUUUUUACAAUUAGUAUCUUGAUUAAUUUCUUCGCUUAGCAUUUGUUAUUUAUUUAAAAAAUAAAAAAUAUAAUCUUGAACAAAUACUUUGAUGCUUAAAAAGUUUCAUAUAAAGUUUUUAUUUCUAUUAUUUUCUAUUAUGUACUGCUAUUUUGCAUUAGAAAAAUAUUAAUAUUUAACACUAAAAAAAGAUAAAUCUUAUGAUCAACGUUUUUAAAUUCAUAUAGAUAAAAUUUAUACUGUUCUUACUAUUUAUUAUUAAUUUGUUUAAAUAAUUCUUGUAAUCAAAGAACAUUAAAGUGAAAAUGUGAAAAUAUUGGAUUUUUAUUUCCAAAAAUUGGAAUUCAAAAAUAUAUAAUAAUUAAGUUUACCAUUAUCACAAACAUAUAAUCUCUCGAUAUACUUGACAUUUUAUUAACAUAAUACGUUGUAUAGUUGUUCAGAGAUAUAAUGCAUUUAUAAAAUUCACUGUUAUAAUGAUAAUAUUAAAAUUCUUUUAGGAUAUGCUCAAGAAUUAAUAACACAAGAAUAAUACAAAAAUAAUUAUAAUACUGAAUUCUUGAUAUUAUAUAAUGUGUGAUAUUUAAAAAAAGUUUUUUUAUUAAUAUCUUUAAUACAAUUCUUACGAGUCUGGUCCCUAUACUUGCGCAUUAAAUCCGCGUCAGAAACUAUUCUUAUUAUCACAUUAUUCAAACUACCAACUAACCUCUAUCAACUAACCUCUACUCAAAACUGCCACGCGACAUCUGAAAACACAUGGUAAACAGAAUUUAAUUAUAUUCGGUUUUUUUCUAUUCAGCCUUCAUCGAGGAGGGUUAUCACAGCACAAAUCCUUACCACAACAGUAUACACGCGACCGACGUAACUCAGGCGAUGCAUUGCUUCUUGCAAGAGGAAAAAAUUAGGACGCACUUAACCAACUUGGAAAUUAUGGCAUCGCUGAUUGCCGCGGUGACGCACGAUCUGGAUCAUCCAGGCGUUAAUCAACCAUUUCUAGUUGCCACGAGCAAUCACUUGGCUGCUCUUUAUCAAAACACGUCAGUUCUUGAGAAUCAUCACUGGAGAUCAGCGAUAGGAUGCCUUCUGGAGAGUGGAGUUUCCGAUCAGUUGCCAGCCAAUGUGAGACCAGAACUUCAACGGCACAUCAGUUCGUUGAUUUUAGCCACCGAUAUUACCAGACAACAAGAAUUUCUUAUUCGAUUCAAGCACUACUUGGACGAAAACCUGUUGGAAAUGAGGCGCGCAGAUGAUCGACAUUUCAUUCUACAAAUAGCCCUGAAAUGCGCCGAUAUAUCGAACCCAUGCAGACCUUGGGACAUCUCGCAGAAGUGGUCGCACAAAGUAUGCGAAGAAUUCUUUCGUCAAGGUGAUUACGAACGUCGUCUGAACCUUCAGGUGACACCAUUAUGCGAUCGGCAUACCACUAGCAUACCAAAGAUACAGGCUGGAUUCUUUAAAUUUGUCGUAUCGCCUCUGUACGAAGAAUGGCAUCGUUUCCUGGGCGAUGGUCUUAGUGUAUCGUUAAUGGAACACCUUCGAGCAAAUCAGAAGAAAUGGGAGACUUUAAUUCUCCAAGAAACGGCGAAGGAAACAGAAACGGAGAUCUCAGAAUUGGAAGAAAUAGAAGACGCAAUCAGUUCUGUGGAAGAUCCAACUGCAGAAGAAGAUACAGAAAAUAUCAGUCUGCUUAUACCAGCUGCAUAUGUUCAGUCCUCUAAAAUGCAGAGUCUACCGGCACGAGUUGGCCUGGAACACGUUGGAAGACGCCAUUCUGUACCAUUGAGUAUCACGAAACCUUUAACCCUUCUUCCACGAAGUAACGUUAGGCGUGAAAGUUUGCCGAGUGAACAGAGCAAAUCGAGAAAUCUUUUGUGGAAACUGGACGAUCAGAGUUUUCUAGAUCCAAGUUCGUUGUCUUUACUGUCGUCCAAAACCAGUAUACCGGAACUUUCCCCGAGUGCCAACAAUACAGGAGAGAGACCAGUCAGUGCUGAAAGUCUUCUGCCAGAAACCAGUAUAGCUAGUAUCACCAAUAGCACUGAGGCAACGAGGUUAAGCACGGUAUUACAAUCGGAUGCUCAACAGCCAAGUACGCAGACAAAACAGCUAACGAGGCAACAGACUUUCCCUCCAUUACAACCGUACGUUAGAACAAGGUAUCUAUCUACGACCGCGGAGAUGUCGCAAUGUUACUCACAAAACUUAAUAGAGGCAGAGAGCUCGGCUUCUUCCUCAUGUUCGCUAAAAGAAAAAUCGUGCUCAGAUGGCCGUUGCGGUACUCCUCCAACAAAGGAUAUAGACUCUAGUAACGUUCAAUUGUCAAAAGACGUAGAUAUACUAAAUAGGAGACGAGCUUCUGCAAUUUCGGAAACAUUUAGGCAGAAAACAGAACCAAUAUCAGCUAUCGAAUAUCCACGACGUCAUUCGGUCCAAACGAUCCGUAUAGAAGAUUUCAGCUUUAAAAAUCGUUAUAAGCGACCAACUUCUGCUCAAGGAACGGAUUCCAUGCAUAUCUUCUACGCGCCGUUAACUGUUUCACGUUCCGACAAAGAUGGUCAUAGUAUUGAAGAGGAAUCUAAGUUGGAUACCACUUCCAUCUUGAAAACAAAAUUGGAAAGUGAAAAAUCGAUAAGCGAGGAACAACGGACUACGACGGUAGCUACGACGUUCUUAAACAAAUCGGAACAAUGUGGUUCAAUAACCAUUGCUACAAAACCAAAGUGUACCAACUCCGAAUUACGAAGAUACUCAACUCCUGUGCCAGAAACUAAGACAAUAACGACUGAUGCCGGUGGUAGACGAUUUACCGCGAUACCAGUGUCCUCCGAACUUAGUACACAUAAAGUGUUCUUUAUUGGUAGCCCACCAGACUCACCGCCCUUUGUUCAGAGCGUGUCCUCAUCAAGCGAUAGUGGUAGCGAUUCGCGAAGAGGAGAUAUGAAUAACGAGAUUGUUUCUACUAGUAAUAAGCGAGACUCGGAUCCGAUGAAAGAAAGAAAUUCUAAGAUAGCCAAAUUAAGUAUGGAUAUGCAGAUGAAGGAAAAUGUUGAUCCCCGAGCGAUAGAAGAUACAAAAGGAAUUGCUUUAUCUAGGAAGGGAAGUCAGUCAUGGACUAGACGGCGUGGAUCUGCUCCAGUUGGUCUUCUAUCUAGAUUGGAUGACAUCGCAGUACCAUCUAUAACAACCAGAGUUGAUCACACUUCCAGACGUGGUUCUGUACCAGGUGACAUUACUAGACAACAAGGUGGCGGUUUUAAUAGAUUAGCCUUGGGACCUCGAGAGGGUAAUGUUGCAGCACCUCGAAGAGCAAGUCUUCCACAAGAAACUGCUCUUGGAAAUCUUCUUGGCAAUAUUUUGUCUUUAACUAAUGAACGAGAGAAUCUCCCAAUAAAUAAUAAUAAUAAUAACAAUAAUACCGGAAGUAGCAACAAUAACGGAAUAGCGAGAAUAGUUCAUAGCAUCGGCCCCGGCAUGCCAUCUCCGCGGCGAGGUUCAGUGCCGGCAGACAUAUCUGAAUUACGCCGUGAUAUGUUCAAUAGGAGUAGCAUAAAUGGUAAGCCUCGUAAUCGGAAAAAGAUAUUGAGGAGAAGGAGUUCUGGAGGACCAGAAAUGUUUUCUGGAGGAUCCACAGAUGGAAACGAUAAUGGCACAUGGCUUAAAUGGAAGAGGGAACUAGGAAAAAAGGACUCAAUUCCUGAACCGCUCGUCAAACGAAGAGGUUCCUUGCCCAUAGAGAUGGUGGCCAUUUCUCAUGCUGGU